Paramecium tetraurelia is the source of this 1065-nucleotide messenger RNA. RefSeq lists its product as uncharacterized. Lineage: Eukaryota; Ciliophora; Oligohymenophorea; Peniculida; Parameciidae. The transcript is spliced from 2 exons. The record is from RefSeq and is a predicted model, not a curated record.
AUGUCAACAUCAUCAGAUUUCUAGCCUCCUUCUCCAAGUCUCUCCCCUAGUUCACAAAUAAAAUGUUAUCAAGAACAAUUAGAAAAAGCUCAUUCCAUGAUUGACUACUUAGAAGUAAUGCUUGCGGAGAAGUAAGCAUUGAAGGAGAAUUUCAAUUCAUUUAAUCUGCCUAAGAGUAAAUCUCACAUGAAAAAACAGAGUUUGUGCUUAGAUCAAAUUCCUCAGUCAAUCCAAAUUCAAUAAUAUGUUACUCCCAGAGAAACUAAUCAAUCAAUGAGAUUCACAUCAGCUAAUAUGCCUAGUUACAUUUCUGAAUUGCAACAAAAACAUUAAGAGAUCCUCUCCUCUAAUAAGGAGAAAUCUACAGUCAAAAAGUUGUAGAUCCAAGAAAUCCAAGAAAAAGUAUAAGAUCUUUAAGAUGAAAUCAUAAUUUGUAAAGAAAGAUAAAAAAAUACUGAAAUAGCAAAACAUUAGGCAGAAGAUGUUCUUGAACAAAUUGAUGAUGAUAUUCUGCAUGCAAAGAUAAAAUUACAAUAAGUGAAAUCUUAGGGAGAGUAAAUAUAUGAGAGUAUGUCGAAAUUGGAAGAUCAGCAACAUGACAAAAAAUACUAUAUGGGUCGAACUUCUACGUUGAAGAGAAAGAGAAGCGAAAUCUAACCACCAAAUCAAAUCAAGAACUAAUUAAAUUAAUUAAAAAAUGAGAUUGAAUAACUCAAAUAAUCCAAAAAGGAAAAAGAAGAAUAUUAUGCUUAAAAAAUAAGGGAAAUUGAAUAACAAUUAGAUCAAAGAAAAACGAAUGAGUCGAUACCUGAAGAUUAACUCAAUGCUUCCCUGAGUCCUGACAGACAGAAAGUAAGAGUGUACAAAGGAAAGCACGCCUUGUUGCAGCUUACUCUCAAUUCUGAUUCUUGUUCCAGGUCUUACGCAUUGAGAAAGUCACAAGAGAAUAAAUUGAAUUCAGCUUUUGAUUUCAAACAAUUUGAUGAACAUGAAAAUGUUUCAAUAGACUCCUUUAAGAAUAAAGAUAAGAAGAAUAGAACAUGUGAUCCAUGCACUAUCUUUUGA